AUCUCCAGCCGUGGCGGAGGGGGAGAAGCUGAGGCGGCUCCUCCGGCUGGUGCAGGAGGGACGCCUGGAUCUGCUCCGGGAUGAGCUGCGUCCGGGCAAUGACGUGGGGCUGGGACUGCAGCCCUGGCGCUGCGGGCGCCUGGGGGACACGCUGCUGCACCACGCUGCCCGGUGCGGCCACCACGAUGUCCUCACCUUCCUGGUGCAGGAGCUGGGGAUGGAUGUGGAGGUGUUCAACAGUGACUACAAAAGGCCCCUCCAUGAAGCAGCCUCCAUGGGCCAUGCGGAGUGUGUGUGCUUCCUCCUGGAGAGAGGAGCCAGCGUGGACUGCUUGAAGAAGGCAGACUGGACUCCUCUCAUGAUGGCUUGCACCAGGAGGAACCUGGAGGUGAUCAAAGCUCUCAUGGAGCAUGGAGCCAACCCACUGCUGAAGAAUAAGGAUGGCUGGAAUUGCUUCCACAUCGCGAGCCGGGAGGGCCAUCCCCAGGUCCUCAGGUACCUGCUGGACAUGUCCCCUUGCAGCUGGGACACGGAGAGCACGAUACAGAGAACACCUCUGCACACAGCAGCGAUGCACGGUUGUUCCGAUGUCGUGGAGCUGCUCCUGGAGCGGUGCCACUACAAACCUGACAGCAGGGAUAAAUGUGGAGUCACUCCCUUUAUGGAUGCUAUCCAGAAUGGGCACGUCGGCAUUGCCCGGCUGCUCCUGGAAAAACACCAGGCCUGUCCUACAGCUGUGGAUGCACUGGGUGCUCAAGCUCUGCAUCGGGCGGCAGUUACAGCACAGGAUGAAGCCAUCCAGUUCCUUGUGUCUGAGCUGGGUGUAGAUGUCAAUGAGAGAGCGACAGCCCUGCAGCUCACAGCACUGCACUAUGCAGCCAAGGAAGGACAUGCACACACCAUCCAGACGCUGCUGUCCCUUGGUGCUGAUGUCCAUGCAAAGGAUGGGAAGAGCCGUUCAG
Nestor notabilis (Kea) is the source of this 962-nucleotide messenger RNA. RefSeq names its product ankyrin repeat domain 16 (gene ANKRD16). The transcript has 6 exons. Gene Ontology annotation, molecular function: protein binding. NCBI's taxonomy places the organism in Eukaryota, Metazoa, Chordata, Aves, Psittaciformes, Psittacidae. The annotation marks the transcript as partial. The record is from RefSeq and is a predicted model, not a curated record.